Messenger RNA from Onychostoma macrolepis, 3605 nucleotides. RefSeq names its product phosphatase domain containing paladin 1b (gene pald1b). The transcript is spliced from 20 exons. Lineage: Eukaryota; Metazoa; Chordata; Actinopteri; Cypriniformes; Cyprinidae. The coding region runs from base 324 to 2924 and encodes 866 amino acids. The record is from RefSeq and is a predicted model, not a curated record.
GUUGCUGGGAGAUGGAGCUGUUACUGACUGGUGAAAAGAUGAGAAUCCACCCACCAACAUCCUCCUCUCCCAUAACAUUUAUUGCCAGUGAAAGAGGCAGCUGAAGGAGGUGGCCAUUCUCUCCUCCCCCUGUGUUAUCCAUCUGCACUGCUGUCUGUAGAGACUCGCUCUGCUGGAUUGACACCUGACUGCAUGUCUUUGGACAUGGGAGGGACAUUAAUUGACAGGACUCAAGAUGAGUGUGACAUGGACUUGGUCUUCUUCUACCUCUAAUUGUUUCUCUCAAGUCCUGACAGGUGUCUGAGAGAGCGGGUAGCCAGAUUAUGGGUACGAGUGCCAGUGCAACUUCCCAGGCUGCUCCGUUUGCACCUACACACCAGGCUGAUCACCAAGGGAACAGCAUGGCUGAGCACAGACGCUCACUACAGUCGGUGAACAUUCGCAACAGCAAGGCCAAAUCCAUCAUCACAAACAAGGUGGCCCCUGUUGUCAUCACAAACAACUGCAGGGAAGAGUUUCAGAUUCAUGACAAGAUCCAAUCUGCCAACUACUCGAUGGGAAGGAUAUCUGACCUGUUGCCGGAGCACUACCUAGUGCUGGGGGAGUUUUUUAUGGUACAGGAUGUAUACAAUAGAGCUGAUGUCUUAAAUACUACAAAAAGCCACGGGGCCCCCAACUUCCGCAAGGUCAAGGGAAACUAUCCCCUGUUUGGAAUGGGCCAACCUAGCCUGAGUGGUUUCAAACAGGUCCUCCAGAGAUUGCAGAUUGAUGGCUGUGAGGAGGUGAUUUUCAUCUGUUUGAGGGAGGAACCAGUGGUCUUCUUCCGCUCAGAUGGAGACUUUAUUCCGUACACUCCCAGAGGAAGAGAGAACCUCCAUGAGAACCUGCAUGACCUAGACAGAGAGCUCAGCGCAGAGCAAAUAGAGCUCUCCAUCCGGAAAGAGUUGUGUGACUUUGCCAAGCUGAGUGAAAAUAUGUUCUAUGUCUAUAAUGACAUUGAGCAUUUUAAAGAUGAACCUCAGCAGGUACAGAUUCUGUCAGAGGAGGACAUUCAUGUCACUGAGGAGGUCUACAAAAGACCGCUUUUCUGUCAACCACUGCAGAGAUAUUACAGAUUGCCGCUCCCUAUGGAAGGGGCACCACUGGAGGAGACAUUUGAUGCCUUUGUUAAUAUACUCAGGGAGACCCCAAACCUCUCUUUGAUGCGGGACAGCUCCAGACCUCUGCCUGCACUGCUCUUCAGCUGCCAGGUGGGGGUGGGACGCACCAAUCUUGGCUUAAUUCUGGGAGCCUUAGUCUUCCAUCACCUGCAGGGGGCAUCAAAGAGCCCCAGGCAAGAAAUACAGAAGAGUGAACACAAAUUGGAUUUCCAAGUGAUUCAGUUGCUAAUCAGUCGCCUAACUAAGGGUCAACAAGUCCUUGAUGAGGUUGAUGAUGCUGUUGCCAUGUGCUCUGAAAUGCAUAACAUAAAAAAUGCUGUGUAUGAAAACAAACUAAAGCUUGAAGGCAUUGGCGAAGAUUACCAGAUUCAAGGAAGCAGCACAAAAGGCUACUUCCUGCAAAGAACACUGCAAAGUCUUGAACGCUAUGUGUACCUAAUAGUAUUCAAUGCGUAUCUUCACGAUCAGUAUCCACAGGCAUUUCCUCAGAGCUUCAGUCAGUGGCUGUGUAUGAACGCUUGGAUCUACAGACUGCUGGCCAGCAUGGAUAGCUCUGAACUCUCAGCACCAGCCAGCCUUAUAACUGAUGGGAUUCGAGUUCUGGUGUCCAGUGACUUUUUAGCAACGGAUCUGCUCAGUACAGCCAAGGAGAUGAAAGUAGCCAAUUUCAGACGUGUUUCCAAAAUGGCUCUAUAUGGGAUGGCUCAGCCAAACUCUGAGGCUCUGGCUGUCGUGAUGUCCUACCUGACAGACCAGAGGCGAGGGCACUCUACAAUUCUGUGGCUGAAUCUGCAGGAGGAGCUUGUGCUGGAGGCAAAUGGGCAAAUGUUCACCCCACGAGAGACAGGCUGUGUGGAACAGCCUAUUCCAGUCUGUGUUCAUUAUCCACAGCAGCUCCAGCUCCAGGAAAUGGAGCUGGCACUGAAGCAGGACAUCCUGAGGUGUGAGAAGUGGCUGGAAGUGAUUACAGAGCAGGAUAAACAGAUGAGGAUGUUUAAGAGUUGUCACACCAUAGAGGAGCUCUUUGUCCAUCAGAAGAGCAUUUAUCCAGGUCUCAGCUACCAGCGGAUUCCCCUGACUGACUGCUGUGCACCUAAAGAAGAGGUUUUUGACCGCUUAUUGGAGGCCAUGAAGAGCAGUCUGGCUGAAGACCCCAACUGUGCUUUCAUCUUCAACUGUCAUAAUGGGAAAGCCCGAACUACUGCAGCCAUGGUGAUUGCCACUCUCACCCUGUGGCACAUUAAUGGCUUUCCUGAGUGUGAAGAAGAUGAGAUUGUAAGUGUUCCAGACGCCAAGUACACCAAAGGAGAGUUUGAGGUGGUGAUGCAGGUGGUAAGGGUGUUACCUGAUGGCCAUCGUGUGAAGAGAGAAGUGGACGUCGCUCUGGAUGUUGUUAGUGAGACGAUGACCCCCAUGCAUUAUCAUUUACGGGAAAUCAUCAUAUCCACUUACAGACAGAUUAAGAUGGCCAAAUCGGAGGCUGAUGCUCAGUGGUUGCGGUUAAGGAGCCUGCAGUACCUCGAGCGUUACAUUUAUCUUAUCCUGUUCAACUGCUACCUCCAUCUGGAGAAGAAAGACUCCUGGAGGCGAUCCUUCAGCCAGUGGAUGUACCAGGUGGCAGCUAGAGCUGGUGUCUAUGCCAUCCUCAACCAUCUGGGAUUUUCUGAGUUUGAGAACCCUGACGACUCUCCGAUGGCCAGGCUCCGUUUCCGCUGGCUCCCACACAGUGUCCAGUCUAUUCCCAUGCGAGGGCAACUUAUUUAGAAAGGCACAGUAUGUUUAACUGACUAAAUACUGACUCACAUUUCAUAAAUUUGUUUUUAUUACAAUUUCUGUCAGACUCAUUAAAUCAAGAAGUGAUUUAAUGCAUCCUGUUAUCUUAUUUACAUAUUUGACUCUAUCUUUGGCUUGGCAAUGUUAUGUUUUGUCCUUGUAAAAUAUUGUCCUUGUAAAAAAGGCAACAAACACAGAAGAUGGUUAACCUAAUAAACUACACUGUUAAAAAAAAAAAAAAAGUUCAGCAGAUUUUUGAGUUUUCUCAACUUGUUUAUACUACAAAAAUUUGAGAAUCUCCCACAAAAAUAAGUUGAGCAAACUCAAAAAUCUGCUGAAACUGGUUGCCUUAAAAUUUUACGUUUUUUUUUUUGACAGUGUUCACGUUAAUGCUAAUAAAAGUUUUAAUGCUGACCUUAAAGUACAUUUGCACACUGUUAUAAAAAUGUCAUUGUAUAUUAAACAUUUAAUUAAUUGAGAUUUUACUUAAUGUGACAGUCUUGCUGGAUGAUCAUUUGUAUUCAUGUACAUGGUUAUUAAAUUAUACAUAUUUCUAGAACAAUUUGCUUCAUUAAGUCAUUAGAUAAAAUGGUUUAGUUUUGUUGUUUGCCCAUUAUAGCCCAUUAAGGAUCAUUUAAUAAUUCCAUUCAAUAAAUUGAACUAAAAGGGAAA